UUUGUUUGCUCAAAGCAUAAACAAUCAUGUCUCAAGAUGAUCUCUGGAAGAGACUGAAAAAUGGUGAAUCCGGCUCCUUACUAAAGAAACAUUUGAGCGAAAAAAUCUACAACGCUGUGAAGGAUAAGGUCACUUUCCUAAAGGGCACACUAGCUGACUGCAUUAGGUCAGGAUGCAAGAACUUAGAAAGUGGGUGUGGUAUUUAUGCUUGUGAUGCUGAAGCCUACGAUGUCUUCGCAGACAUUUUUGUCCCAGUCAUCAAAGACUAUCACAAAGUGAGCGAGAUCAGCCACCCCAAUCCCAACUUUGGAGACAUCGAAAACCUUGGGUUCGGUGACCUUGACCCAUCUAAGAAGUACAUUAUCUCUACACGUGUACGUGUUGGAAGGUCGCUGGCUGGAUGCCCAUUUCCUCCUACAGCAACACUGAGGGACCGAAUACAAAUGGAAGCUAAGAGCAAGGCAGCGUUAGCGGCCCUGAAGGGAGAACUGAAAGGAACGUACUAUCCCCUGUAUGGCAUGGAGAGAGCCACACAGGAUCAGCUCACAAUGGAUCACUUCCUCUUCAACGACAGUGACAGAUUCCUGAGAGACGCCAGUGGAUACGACGACUGGCCAGUCGGCAGGGGGAUCUUCCACAACCCUAAGAAGACGUUCCUUGUAUGGGUGAACGAGGAGGAUCAUCUCCGACUUAUCUCUAUGCAGAUGGGCGGUGACCUUGCAGCUGUCUACAAACGAUUAGUCACGGCAGUUGAAGCGUUGGGGAAAACUGAAUUGAAGUUUGCCCAUCAUCACAAGCUGGGAUUCCUAACCUUCUGUCCAACGAACUUGGGAACCACGCUCAGAGCCAGUGUUCACAUCAGAAUCCCCAAGCUUUCCAGCAGCCCCGAAUUCAAAGCCUUCUGUGAUCGCUAUAACCUACAAGCUCGUGGCAUCCAUGGAGAACAUACAGAGAGUGUAGGAGGAGUGUACGACAUUUCCAACAAGAGGAGACUGGGUCUGACCGAGAUCGAGGCUGUACAGGAAAUGAGAAAAGGCGUUGAGGCUGUGAUUGCAGAGGAGCGGAAGUUGGACGGUUCCAGUACACCAGCACCGGUUGAAGAGUUGUGGGGUAAACUGAAAGCAGCAACCGAUUCUAAAUCAUUGCUUAAAAAAAACUUGACCGAGGAGAUAUACAAUGAGUUAAAAGACAAGAAGACAAGUUGUGGUGGAACACUGGCAGAAUGCAUACGAUCAGGUUGUGAGAACACUGACAGUGGUACGGGAAUAUAUGCUUCUGACCCCGAGGCCUAUGAUACAUUUGGUGCCGUUCUCAUGCCCGUGAUCAAGGACUACCACAAGGUCGCCGAUGUCUCCCACCCGGCCUGUAACUUCGGGGAUGUAGAUAACCUCAACUUUGGCGACCUUGACCCCGAAAACAAGUUCAUCGUCUCCACACGUGUGAGGGUUGGCAGGAGCCAUAAGAGCUUCGGUUUUCCUCCAACAUGCAACAAAGAGGAUCGUAUCAAAAUGGAGGAAAUGUGUAAAGCUGCACUGGAUUCUCUGGACGGGGAACACAAAGGCACAUACUUUCCUCUGGUGGGAAUGUCUGAUGACGUCAAACAACAGCUUACAGCAGACCACUUCCUGUUCAACGAUAAAGACAGGUUUCUGAAGGCCGCUGGUGGAUAUGACGACUGGCCGCACGGCAGAGGAAUCUUCCACAACCCCGACAAGACCUUUCUCAUCUGGGUUAACGAGGAGGAUCAUCUGCGAAUUAUUUCCAUGCAGAUGGGUGGUGACCUUGGAGCUGUAUAUAAGAGACUUGUCAAGGGGAUCCAAAAAAUGUCAGAAAAACUGGAGUUUGCCCGUCACGACAAACUAGGCUUCUUGACAUUCUGUCCUACCAAUCUUGGAACAACUCUCCGGGCCAGCGUCCAUAUCAAAAUCCCUAAGUUAGCUGCUACUCCAGAAUUCAAGGAAUUUUGUGAUAAAUAUAACAUCCAGGCCAGAGGUAUCCAUGGAGAGCAUACAGAAAGUGUUGGAGGAGUGUAUGACAUCUCCAACAAGAGGAGACUGGGUCUGAGCGAGUACGAUGCUCUUCAGGAAAUGAAGACAGGCGUGGAAGCCGUGAUUGCAGAAGAGAAAAGAUUGUCAUAGA
Messenger RNA from Ylistrum balloti, 2139 nucleotides. Its product is annotated as taurocyamine kinase-like. NCBI's taxonomy places the organism in Eukaryota, Metazoa, Mollusca, Bivalvia, Pectinida, Pectinidae. Gene Ontology annotation, molecular function: creatine kinase activity. The coding region runs from base 27 to 2138 and encodes 703 amino acids. Gene Ontology annotation, biological process: phosphocreatine biosynthetic process. The record is from RefSeq and is a predicted model, not a curated record. The transcript is spliced from 12 exons.